Xyrichtys novacula (pearly razorfish) is the source of this 6113-nucleotide messenger RNA. Lineage: Eukaryota; Metazoa; Chordata; Actinopteri; Labriformes; Labridae. The record is from the annotation of a GenBank genome assembly.
AAUAGGAAACGGUGUUGAGGCAGCACAGAUCACAUGAUCCCUUCUCCUCUAGACUGCUUGCAGUUGGGUAUUAAAAUGUUUUCAGUACCAUCAACCAUUGUGUUGUUACAUAUUUGAGAUGAAACAUCUAUGUUGAGCUUUUUUAACGUUCUACACCGUCGCAGUAACAAGCGGGACCGACGGCUCUCUCUCUCUGUGUCUCUCGGUGAACCUUGUUUCAGCUUCUUCUUGUUGUUGUUGUUGUCGGGGUGUUGUGUCAAAAAGUGCAGCGCUGCCGUGAGCAAAACAAGCUAACGUUAGUCAGGUCGGACGGACGGACGGCGGCGAGGCCCCAACCGGGACGGGAACACGGGGGAAACCAUGGCCAACAUCGCAGUUCAGAGGAUAAAACGAGAAUUUAAGGAGGUGAUCAAAAGCGAAGAGGUCAGUCCUGACAUGUGUGGUUUAUCGCUAAAGACUCACUUUUCUCUUUCUUCAAGCAGGAGGGUGAAUGUGGAUGACGCGUCGCUGCCUCAGCUGUCAGCUGCUAGCUUUAGCUAACUCUAUCAGACACGGCAGAGCAGCGAGCUUUACAGACCACAGCUUCAACUGACUUUUAUGAAACCAGAGCGACCAAAGUGAAGGCAGGGAUGUUAAUGUUGUCAAGAAGCAGUUUAUCGUGUUAUGGGAGGGUUUCAGGAAACAAUUGAGGGUCGCAGUGCUAAUGUAGCUUACCUGCUUGUGAUGCAAUCUAUGGUAACCAAGCUAGCUGUGUUAGCAAAGAGUGAUCAGCUUGUAUUACUUAAUAUCUCGCCCAUCAAUUCUCUAUACUCAUCUCAGCUCUUUUCAGACGGCCUGUUUUAUGUAGACAUAGUGUGGGAAACAAGUUGAGGUCAACUUUUGGCUCAUGCUGCGGUGGGGGUAUCAACUUGUGCUGCAUAGACAGGUUUGAGUUUGACACUUUGUAGUCUGCCAGUCUUCUUCAUCAAAACGCCUCUUUGCCUUUUUCACUUCUGCAGACAAGCAAAAACCAGAUCACAGUGGAUCUGGUGGACGAGAACUUCACAGAACUUAAAGGGGAGAUAGCAGGGCCACCUGACACACCAUAUGAAGGUGAGGAAAUGCUGCCUUAACCUUCAGACAUGUCUGCCCACUGAACUAUAGAAGCACCUUUGCAAUCUGGUGUAACUCAAUACAACACCAGCUCUACCAUAACUCUUUCCAUUAGGAAGCUGGUGGUGUACUGGGGUGCAUUAUAUUGACAAUUAAGUAGAAUAUUUGGACUGCCUUUCAUUCAACAGACUCAGGGAUAGCUUCUUCCCGAGAGCUAUCACUGCAGUCAACAACAACAAAUCCAGUUGAACCUGCCCCCCUCAACCAACAUUUAUACUGAUCAUAUUGAUCACAGUGCAAUCAAUGAAUCAUUUAUCUGUGCAAUAAAACUGGGCUUCACUGUGCAAUAAUCGGGUUUUCAUAUCAUAUCCUGUAUAUGUUACUAUAUAUAUCUGCAUAUGUUACUGCCUCUUACAUUUCUUAUCCUUGUGUUUUUAGUGGUUUUUAUUUAAAUUGUUUUGCACCAAAGGGAGCGGUGCUCAAAUCUCGUUGUGCUGUGUACAGUGACAAUAGAGGCGAUUCUGAUUCUGAUUAUAACACACUCUAUUUCACAACCACCCUCCGAUUACGCCUUAAACGAUAAAAACAAAAUAAGCACAGUGAUAACCUGUCUAAACAUGUCAGUAAUAACUGAAGAUUUGUGUAAGAGCUGUUGGGUUGAGUUAGAUUGCCCAGGGUCUCAGAAUACCAAGGCUGGUUUUGAUUGAUUGAUUGUUUAUUUUGAACAUAUAUAUAAAAAUAUAUAAUAAUAAUAAUAAUAAUAAUAAAGGAAAUAAUACAACAACAAAUGACAAAAAGUUAUUAAUGUUCAAAAAGGAGUGGGAAGAAGUCAAGACUUAUCUAGUUCCACCACUUCUCCUACACUAAUGGUUUAAAUAUAUAUCAUAAUAUUGUAUAAUAAUGUUAAUCAUCACAAUAAGCAAUAAAUAGCUAUAAAAAUAAUCACCACAGUGAAUAAAACAAAACAAUAAUGAUAAUAGUACCUAUGAUUGUACAUCCCUGUAGCCUGUAAAAACAUAUUCUUUAUAUUUUCAGUGAACAUUUCAGUGAACGCUUUACACAGUGAACAUUGUAACACAAUUGUUUUGUGUGUUGUUGAUAUUGAGUCAGGGAACACAACUGCGAGAAGGUUCUACAAGCUGAUUAUUUCAUCAGUCUUUACUUUCGUUUUCAUUUUCUUAAGAAAAAUUGAACCAGUCACCUUUAUGUUGCAUGCUUGAUAGUUAUACAUCUGUUUUUUUUUUCCCAGGAGGUAAAUAUCAACUAGAAAUUAAAAUUCCAGAGACGUAUCCAUUCAAUCCACCCAAGGUAGGCAUCCAUAACUGUUAACAUAUCUAUUCUCUAAUGAACAUUUGCUUCAGAAUUGUUUUUUUUCAUGCCUGUGAUUGUCUUUGUUUUCAUUAAAUCUCUCAGGUGCGGUUUAUCACAAAGAUUUGGCAUCCCAACAUCAGUUCAGUCACAGGUGCAAUAUGUCUGGACAUUCUCAAAGACCAGUGGUGAGUGAAUGAGUGCUAGCAUUCUUUACAUUCUUUGUCCACCACACAUUCACUGUAAAAUACCGGUACUUUCCCUGCCCUACAAGGCUUCUUCUGCCAAAGACAAACCUGUUUCUAAGUUGCUGUUGUCAUUCACACCUCUGGCAACGAAACAGUUUUCUUAUCUGUUAUAUAAACCUAAUGUCUGUUCUUGUAGCUUGUGUGUAUAAACCUAAACUCGUAAUUGUCCUUAUGGGCUGAAACAGUACAAAUAUUAGUGUUACUAACUAAAUCUGUUGAUGAUAUAGAUUAGCUAAUAUUUUACUGUCUUGCCUCAGUCAUCUGUGGCAAGUUGAAGAGUUCUCAUCUGAUCUUUUGUGUUGCAUUUGUGUGUGUGAGCAUGUGAGUGCUAUAUGUGUUAAAUGGGGGUUGGAAGGGUAGGUGGGGUUUGGUAUUUGUAUUUGUAUUUAUUUUGUUUUAUUGUUUUUAAUAUCCUGCUUGAAUGGAUAUCACUUUGUGCUACAUACUAUUUAUUAAAAACGCUUUUGAUUGAUUGAUUGAUUGAUUAACCUGUCUUCUUCAAAACAGGGAUUUCUGUGUUUAGGCACAUUUAAAUUAAAGGUGUUUAAAGUAAACACCACACUGUUAUAUCAGGUAUAGAACAUAUUCCUCCAUCUCUGUAAAACACAACUACAACACAUCUGUAUGAGCCCAUGAGGACAGGACUCUACCUUGGUGCUUCACUAAACGGCCCCCUGUAUAUUCUUUCAGGGCGGCAGCUAUGACACUGAGGACGGUCCUCCUGUCAUUACAAGCUUUAUUGGCAGCUGCAGAGCCAGAUGAUCCACAGGAUGCAGUGGUAGCCAAUCAGGUUGGUGUGCAUUUGCAUUAUAAUUUAAAUUUACUUAAUUAAUUCACUGCAGAUAUGUAUUUAUAAUUUUACCAGCAGAGCUUUUUAGACUACGCUUGUGAUACUGUAUAUGUUCUGAACCAAGCUAUCUAUGACUUGAGGAAUGAACUGGGGUUUGAAAACAAUGAGAUCAUAACUUUUCAUUUAAUUUUUUAAAUUUCUAAACUACUUAUGGAGAAAACUAUUAAUUGAUUAACCUUCACAAAUAAGUUGUAGCCUGUUGUGUAAAGCAAGGAAUUCCCCUCCUUCAGUUUUCUUUGCUUCCUGACUUUUUUUGUCUGGACAAUGGCAGUAGGAUGUGGGGAGACUUAACAUUGCUGUGUCAGGAAAUACAUCUCACAGAAGCACCUCUGUGAGCAUCCAAAGUGUGCAUCAGAACUGUAGAAAUUAGUGGCCAUAAAGGAGUUUAACAUAUAAGUGCACUCCUGGGGGUCCUGAUAUGUUCACUGUAUGUUUGACUCACUUGUGAACUACCUUUAGCUGUCACCUCCAAAACCCUCAUACAGGUGUUGCCAGUCUUUUUUUUUUUUUUUUUAGCUUCACAUUGUUCAUAGUUGCAUGUGAAGCAAUAAUCGUUGCAGUGCUAGCAAAGACAUGUUGUAAAAUUUUAUGCGUAGGCAGUACGCGCGGCUGUUUGCCCUACUCUACAGGGCACAUUUUAACACCUACAUACUAUCAAUAACUCACAGUGUAGUAACAGUCAUCUGUCGCUGAACAGCCCACAGCCCGAUGAAACACACUCAAAGGACUAGAAAAAGGUUAGAUAAGAUUAAACGAGUGAUGUUUUUUUGUGUUUUAAAUAACCUCUUUUAAAACGAGGUCUUUAAAAUCGAGAACUUAAAAUAAAACUAUGAUGUCUUUGUGUGGAAAACAAUUUUAAUGCUUGUAGGUCACGAUGGAAAAUCUACACCUGCACUACAUUUCAAAAAUGCCAACUCGAGAAACAAAAAGCUGAGCGUAAGUCUGGCAGGCUUUAGCUCUUCUGUUUCUUUCGCUCUGAAUGUUACAGCAGCCACAUAUACAAAGUGAUGUACGUACAGUGAGUGGACUACUUUUCUGCAGGUGCUUAUGUACUGGGGUAACUAAACAAACACAUUGUGUAUUAUGCUGACUAACCUUAAAAAUCUAAUUUGUUCCUCACACAGUACAAGCAGAAUCCAGAGAUGUUCAAACAGACGGCGAGGCUCUGGUCUCAUGUUUACGCAGGCGCUCCUGUCUCAAGUCCAGAGUACACACGUAAAAUAGACAAACUCUGUGCCAUGGGCUUUGAAAAAGUAAGAAUCUUUUGACUUUGUCCUCCACUGUUCUGCACUUUACUGUUGAAUUUUGAUGAAAAUGACAUUUUUGUUCUGUCUCUUACCAGAAUGCAGUAAUAGUGGCAUUGUCGUCGAAAUCCUGGGACGUGGAGACAGCGACAGAGCUACUGCUCAGUAACUGAUUCUUGACAUGUAUUCAUCUUCCUUUUGAUCCUUAUUCCCCUUUGCAUACACACACACAAACACACUCUCUCCCCUCCAAAUUUCCAGCAAUUUCAAUUCAUCUUCACCCUGUUGCCCCCUCUGUCACACGGUGGAGUCCUCACCUCCACAGUAGCCCCCUCCCUCAUCCCCUCAGUGUGUCAUCUAUCCCACAUUCUCAUCAUCUCUGCUGUACCACACUCCAAUCAGCCGCUCUGUGAGGUCUUAUCUGUGGUUUUCUUAGGUUCAUUCAACAUCCCACUCUGCUACAAUCACAACUGUCACACAUCUCGCCCCCUUUGAAGCAGAUGCCAGACUUAAGACCCUGCCCAAGCCCACCAGCCUCCCAGCUUUUAGGCUGUGCCCAAGAAGUUGCUGUCAGCAGCUUAUACUUGCCUAUGCAGUUCAUUUACUUUUCAUUUGUGAAAACCUUUAGUAGCAGAGAGAAGACGUUUUUGCAGGCUGUUUUGGCCUUGAUCAUGAUUUAAGCACACUGUUGGGGUGGUUUUCUAAAUAGGGAUUGAGCCAAGUCCUGUUGACAUAUGGGAUUUUUAAGACUUAAAUUUAGGAUGACGUGUAAAAUGUUUUCCUACAUUGUCAAAAACAAACACUACAAAGCUGAGCAAUACAAAAUCAGCCGAAAAGAAAAGCUUUUUGUGAUAGCAUCACUACGAUUUUCAUGGCACAAAAGAGGGUGUGUAAUGAAAUCAGAUUUGGUAAAACUAAACUAAAUUUUAUUCAGGCACAGGAUGGGAUGUUGCUUAUUUACUGCUCUGUAAACCAGUUCAUUGAGUGUCCCUGAAAUUUUCACACAGUAGCAUUACUUAUUUUCAGCCACUUUUUGCCCCCUUUGAACUUUCUUAUGAAAACAAACCUCUUGCAGCAAACUCCAGCACCCAUUCCCACGCCUGCCCUCGACACGGCGUACUUCACCCAUCUCCUCCUCAUAUUCCUAUUCCAUCGUUUUUAGGCACAUUUGGAUUCUUGUUUUUAAACAGAGAAACAAAAACCAUAUUCAUCAGUAACACAGAUUGUCAUAAGUCUGGGUGGAAAAGUUCAAAACGAGUACGAAAGGUACUGCAGCAUCUUAACGACGCCAAUGGAUAAAUAUGUCAAAAUGAAUCAUCUGUAAAUAAAGAUAUUAAAGUCUGUGUAAAUUAAAACACUCUGCUCGUGUGA